AGUUCGUAAUAUUUUUGUCUAAAAGCAAAGACAUCAAAUCAAACUACAUCAGUGAACAAGAAAUUAAGAAAAUGAUUCGGAGAGCUCGUUCAUGGACCCGUUUGGAUCGACACAUAAAUGGUCUCACGAUCUACUACAAACGUCGGGAGGAUGACGUGGAAGAGAAAAUGGUCAGAGUUACUUUAUUUCCUGAUGCAGAAAACUCUAUUGAUUCAUUGUGCUCAGUAAAAUCACUUCCCCCAAGAUCAGCCUCUUCGAAUUCUAAACGUCAAUCGGCUGGCUCGACAGCAAAAUCGAAAAAUAAAACAAAGUCUGAAAAAUCGAAAAAGACGAAAUCCCGAGGGGUGCAUGUGGCGAAAAAGUGGCGUAAAUUCAAAAAAACAAAGAAAGAAUCUGAAACUCGUUUGGACGAUGACACAAUUCAAACUUUGGAUGAUUUGAAAACAUUGAAUUCCACUAUUAGGAAGCGUUUCCAUAUUGGAACCACUUGUCCUCAUGGUUUAGAAAAUUUGAAAUCGAAGAGCAGAGCCGACCAACUUUCAUCUUCAAAAGAUUCUAGAUUUUCUUUCAAAACUGGUGAAAUAUUGGUUAAGAAUUUAAAUGCUCAUUCUGUUAAAGAAUACGAUUGCCGUGGAAUUUCUAUGAUCAAUCCAGUUGCUCAAACUCCUUUCCCAAAUGCUUGUUCAGUGGAAACUAGACAAAGAGCAAGAGAAAAAAUGAAAGCUUUAGCUAAACGAGGAAUGGAUUCUAACGAUCUUGCCUCGUCCACAUCUUCAAAACAUUCGACCAAGAAGACUAACACAAGCGACAGCUAUUCUGAUGAUAUGUCACCUGUCUUUUUGACACGUGUCAGUUCUGAUACUCGUUUUCCUGGUGCCACGUCUCCAGCUACUUGUGAAAGAGUUCGUUUAAUGCUCAAAGAAUACGCAUUGAGAGAACAUAUAAAAGACUCGGAUUAUACUGGAAGCCAUUCUAAAAAUUCGAAAAGCUCAAAGAAGAAGAAUACACAAACGGACUCAAAGAGCACAAAAUCCAAGUCUUUAAGUAUGAAAACUACGUACUCAGAGAGUUCACAGCUUCGAGACAGUGAUUCGUGCAGCGAAGAUGAAAGUUGGGAUAAGCAAAAAUCAAAAAAGGAUGUAAAGAAAAAGAAGGGAACAAGGGGAAUGUAAAGAGAGCUAUUGUGAUUUUGAAAUUAUUUCUUGUCUGAAUGAAGUUUAUCAGUAGGAA
Caenorhabditis elegans is the source of this 1230-nucleotide messenger RNA. RefSeq names its product Suppressor protein SRP40-like (gene C47E12.11). The record is from RefSeq and is marked reviewed. NCBI's taxonomy places the organism in Eukaryota, Metazoa, Nematoda, Chromadorea, Rhabditida, Rhabditidae. Bases 72 to 1172 code for a protein of 366 amino acids. The transcript has 6 exons.